AUGUCCGACCAAGACAAUAUUGGAGAGAUCUCGGCUGACCACUAUAGCUACUGGAUUCUGAUCCCCAUCACGAUUGUCAUGGUCCAGACUGGCGUCCUGCGUCAUUACGCCUCUGUGCUCCUCCAGACAGCCCCGAAAAAGCAGGACGCCCCGGCCAUGCGUGAACAGCGAUCCCUCGGUCGCGGCGUAGCACUCCGCUCCAACUACCAUGCUCUCUCCAAGAAGUCCUUCGAGAGCCGUCGCGACUACCUCAUCUCGGCUUAUGAGAAUGGCGAUUUUUUGAAGGAGCCUGAGAAGAAGGGCCAGCCUCCGGCGAACCCCAUGUCAGACCCCAGUGCCAUGGACGGUAUGAUGGGCAUGAUGAAGAACAAUAUGGCCAUGAUGAUCCCAAACACCCUGAUCAUGAGCUGGAUCAACGCCUUCUUCAGCGGCUACGUGACCAUGAAACUCCCGUUCCCCUUGACCAUCAAGUUCAAGAGCAUGCUCCAGGCUGGCGUCCAGACGAAGGACAUGGAUCCCAGGUGGAUGUCUAGCAUCAGUUGGUACUUCUUGUGCAUCUUUGGUCUUCAGUUUGUCUACGUCUUCCUCCUGGGUAGCGACAACGCCGCUAGUCAGCUCAACCAGCAGAUGCAGGCACAGCAGAUGCCAAACCCCAUGAUGGGUGGUCCCGGUCAAGAUCCCGACAAGCAGUUCAAGGCUGAGGCCGAGAACCUGGCCGUCGUGGACCACUAUUCUGUCCUGGACGAUGUCGAGGGCCGUCUCCUGGCCAGUCUGAACAAGGCGUAG
Molecule: messenger RNA, 786 nt
Organism: Emericellopsis cladophorae
Lineage: Eukaryota; Fungi; Ascomycota; Sordariomycetes; Hypocreales; Bionectriaceae
Product: ER membrane protein complex subunit-like protein
Exons: 3
Coding region: 1-786 (261 amino acids)
Biological process (GO): protein folding in endoplasmic reticulum
Cellular component (GO): membrane; EMC complex
Source: RefSeq, a predicted model, not a curated record